Messenger RNA from Trematomus bernacchii (emerald rockcod), 3406 nucleotides. Its product is annotated as glutenin, high molecular weight subunit PW212-like. Gene Ontology annotation, molecular function: structural constituent of egg coat; acrosin binding. The record is from RefSeq and is a predicted model, not a curated record. The coding region runs from base 1 to 3339 and encodes 1112 amino acids. Gene Ontology annotation, biological process: prevention of polyspermy; binding of sperm to zona pellucida. The transcript is spliced from 11 exons. Lineage: Eukaryota; Metazoa; Chordata; Actinopteri; Perciformes; Nototheniidae. Gene Ontology annotation, cellular component: egg coat.
AUGAAAGCAGCGGGUGUGGGAGAAGUUCGGAGAAGACAUGGAAAAGGACUUUCGGGCGGCACCAAAGUUGUUCUGGAAAACUGUCCGACACCUCAGGAGGGGGAAGCAGGGAACCAUCCAAGCUGUGGCAGGAGUAAGGAUGAUAUGUUGUUGACCUCAACUGAUGGAGUGUUAGGGCGUUGGAAGGAACACUUUGAGGAACUCCUGAACCCGACAACUCCGCCCUCUAUGUUAGAGGCGGAGCUGGAGUAUGACGGGGGAUCAACACCAAUCUCCCGGGGGGAGGUCACUGAGGUCGUCAAACAACUCCACAGUGGCAAAGCCCCAGGGGUGGAUGAGAUCCGCCCAGAAAUGCUGAAGGCUCUGGGUGUUGAGGGACUGUCAUGGUUGACACGUCUCAGCAACGUUGCGGGAUUUGCCCUGCUUGGCUGUCUGGCUGAUGCUCAAAAUGUAAAGGAGCCCCCGCAGUGGCCAAAGUGGCAUCAGGAGCCUCAGGAGCCUCAGCAGCCUCAGCAGCCUCAGGAGCCUCAGGAGCCUCAGCAGCCUCAGCAGCUUCAGCAGCCAAAGUGGCCACAGUGGCAUCAGCAGCCUCAGGAGCCUCAGGAGCCUCAGCAGCCUCAGCAGCUUCAGCAGCCAAAGCCUCAGCUGCCUCAGCAGCCUCAGCAGCCAAAGAGGCCUCAGCAGCCUGAGCAGCCCCAGCAGCCUCAGCAGCCUAAACAGCCACAGUGGCCUCAGCUGCCUCAGCAGCCCCAGCAGCCUCAGCAGCCUAAACAGCCACAGUGGCCUCAGCUGCCCCAGCAGCCUCAGCAGCCUAAACAGCCAAAGAGGCCUCAGCUGCCCCAACAGCCUCAGCAGCCUCAGCAACCUAAAGAGCCACAGUGGCCACAGUGGCCUCAGCAGCCUCAGCAGCCUCAGCAGCCCCAGCAGCCUCAGCAGCCCAAGCAGCCUACACAGCCAAAGAGGCCUCAGCUGCCCCAGCAGCCUCAGCAGCCAGCAACUCCCCCUAAAUGGAACCCACCUCAGCAGCCUGAAGAGCCAAAGAGGCCUCAGCUGCCCCAGCAGCCUCAGCAGCCUCAGCAGCCUCAGCAGCCUAAGCAGCCUAAACAGCCACAGCCUCAGCUGCCUCAGCUGCCUCAGCAGCCUCAGCAGCCUCAGCAGCCUAAACAGCCAACGAGGCCUCAGCAACCUCAGCAGCCUAAAGAGCCACAGUGGCCACAGUGGCCUCAGCAGCCUCAGCAGCCCCAGCAGCCUAAACAGCCAAAGAGGCCUCAGCUGCCCCAGCAGCCUCAGCAGCCAGCAACUCCCCCUAAAUGGAACCCGCCUCAGCAGCCUCAGCAGCCAAAGAGGCCUCAGCUGCCUCAGCAGCCCCAGCAGCCAACAACUCCCCCUAAAUGGAACCCACCUCAGCAGCCUCAGCAGCCCCAGCAGCCUAAACAGCCACAGUGGCCUCAGCUGCCCCAGCAGCCCCAGCAGCCUCAGCAGCCACAGUGGCCUCAGCUGCCCCAGCAGCCCCAGCAGCCUCAGCAGCCUAAACAGCCACAGUGGCCUCAGCUUCCCCAGCAGCCCCAGCAGCCUCAGCAGCCUAAACAGCCACAGUGGCCUCAGCUGCCCCAGCAGCCCCAGCAGCCUCAGCAGCCACAGUGGCCUCAGCAGCCCCAGCAGCCUCAGCAGCCUCAGCAGCCACAGUGGCCUCAGCAGCCCCAGCAGCCUCAGCAGCCUCAGCAGCCUCAGCAUCCUCAGCAGCCUCAGCAGCCUCAUUAUCCUCAGCAGCCUCAGCAGCCUCAGCAGCCUCAGCAUCCUCAGCAGCCUCAGCAUCCGCAGCAGCCUCAGCAUCCUCAGCAGCCUCAGCAGCCGAAACAGCCAAAGAGGCCUCAGCAGCCUCAGCAGCCUAAAGAGCCACAGUGGCCACAGUGGCCUCAGCAGCCUCAGCAGCCUAAAGAGCCACAGUGGCCACAGCGGCCUCAGCAGCCUCAGCAGCCUCAGCAGCCUCAGCAGCCUCAGCAUCCUCAGCAGCCUAAACAGCCAAAGAGGCCUCAGCUGCCCCAGCAGCCCAAGCAGCCAGCAACUCCCCCUAAAUGGAACCCGCCUCAGCUGCCUCAGCAGCCCCAGCAGCCUCAGCAGCCUAAAGAGCCACAGUGGCCACAGCAGCCUCAGCAGCCUCAGCAGCCUCAGCAGCCUCAGCAGCCUCAGCAGCCCCAGCAGCCUCAGCAGCCUCAGCAGCAUGAUCAGCAGACUAAACGGCAACAGAGGCCUCAGCUGCCCCAGCAAACCUGUGAAGUUGCUGACAAUCAAAAGAUACAUUGUGGAGCUCCUGGAAUCUCUACUGAACAUUGUGAAGCUUUAAACUGCUGCUAUGGUGGAAACAUGUGCUAUUAUGGAAAAUCUGUGACCCUUCAGUGCACCAAGGAUGGUCAAUUCAUCGUGGCGGUGGCCAAAGACGCCACCCUACCCAACCUCGAUAUAGAGACAGUUUUCUUCCUUGGAUGUGGCGAAACCUGCAAUCCUCUUGGCACUAAUUCAGCCUUUGCCAUCUACCAGUUCCCUGUCACUGACUGUGGCACUGUCAUGAUGGAGGAGCCUGGCGUUAUAGUCUAUGAGAACCGGUUGUCCUCCUUUUAUGAAGUCGCUUUUGGACCCAACGGAGCCAUCACCAGGGACAGUCAAUACGAGCUGCUUUUCCAGUGUAGAUACAGUGGCACCUCAAUUGAGGGUCGAGUUAUCGAGGUUGGCCUGCUUCCUCCACCACCCCCAGUGGCAGCUCCAGGACCCCUGCGCGUGGAGCUAGUGCUGGCCAAUGGAGAGUGUUCAGUCAAGGGAUGUGUGGAAGAGGAGGUGGCCUACAACUCCUUUUACGUUGACUCUGACUACCCCGUCACAAAGGUUCUCAGAGACCCUGUGUAUGCGGAAGUCCAUAUACUGGAGAGGACUGAUCCCAACAUUAUAUUGACUCUUGGAAAAUGCUGGGCAACUUCUGCUCCCUACCCUCAAAGUCUCCCUCAAUGGGACUUGCUGAUUGAUGGCUGCCCAUACCAUGAUGACCGCUAUCUGAUCGCUCUGGUCCCUGUGGACGCUUCAUCAGGACUCAUGUACCCAACCCACUACAGGCGUUUUGUUUUCAAGAUGUUCACGUUUGUAUCCGGUGGAGGUGUAAAGCAACAGGCUAUGAUUCCUCUCAACGAAAAGGUGUAUAUCCACUGUGAAGCAGCCGUGUGUCAACCGUCUGUCGGAGAUAAUUGUGAACCUAGGUGCUUCAGAAACAGGAGAGACGUUUCUGUCCAGAAAGGCUCCAGAGAAGAGACCACUGUGGUUAGCAGUAAGGAGCUGGUCUUCAUUCAGUAACAACAUUACAUUAUCAUGAAAUCUCUUUUUCUGAUGUUUUGUGAAAAGUGAUUGAGUUUCAAAUAAA